AUGUGCCUUUUGCUCCUCCUUCUCCAAAGCUUCUACGGCGCCCAAGCGGCUCCUGCCGCUGUCGAUCCAGCUUCUCUUUCCUUGAACACCAUUAUUGCACCGAAUCUCCGCACAAUUCCCUCCCUCUCUAGCGAAGAAUCCAUCAACGCGCUCGCCCUCUUCUUGAACACCUCGAAUCCGGCAGGCAUAGUCUUAUACCGCGUCCCAGACACCAGCACCCUCCUCCGUAUCGGCCUCCAGGAUAACCCCAUCCAGAAGCCCAAUAUCGGUCGCACCAUCCUCCGCACCCAGCAAUCCUUGGCCGCGUUCAUCAAGGCCUACGAUGCGGACGAUACACCCCUCGCCCGUCUCGACGACCCCUACGAAUCCGACAUCCGCUACUCCGGCUGCUUCUUCGGCGUCGCCACCUUCCCGAUCGGAUACCAUCACCUGACGUACGGGAUCGUGAUGAACGUGCUGCAGGGGCUGUGGCUGUAUCUGUACCGAGCGGGCCGGUUCCAGAUGGCGGCGUUUGAGGUCCGGGAUGAUCAGUUUGGCACCGUGGGCGUUGGGAAGAUCACGCCUGAUAGGCCGGACGGGUUGGUGCUGGGGAUGGUGGGCGCGGGGAAUGGGAGUGUGAGUUGA
Molecule: messenger RNA, 624 nt
Organism: Letharia lupina
Lineage: Eukaryota; Fungi; Ascomycota; Lecanoromycetes; Lecanorales; Parmeliaceae
Exons: 3
Coding region: 1-624 (207 amino acids)
Source: RefSeq, a predicted model, not a curated record